Rhagoletis pomonella (apple maggot) is the source of this 4233-nucleotide messenger RNA. RefSeq names its product UPF0565 protein C2orf69 homolog. Gene Ontology annotation, cellular component: mitochondrion. The transcript has 6 exons. The coding region runs from base 724 to 2322 and encodes 532 amino acids. Lineage: Eukaryota; Metazoa; Arthropoda; Insecta; Diptera; Tephritidae. The record is from RefSeq and is a predicted model, not a curated record.
ACAAGGAAGUACUUUUUUCAGCCCUUCUUGGGUUACCCUCUUAGAAUGGCUUCACUUAAGAAGGCCUACCUAAAUUACCUUCUGGGAUGCUUCUUUCGUCUCGUAAAUGCUUGAUUGGAUUAAGAUUGGGAGAUUCAGGAGGUGUUCCAAGUACCUGAGGAACAGAUCCAAAGUCACACAAUUUCGACAGUUUGUUAUAGAUGAACGAUUUGCAACAACAAAUGGAAUAGCCCAGUAGAUAAUUUCAGGAGUUAAAAGGCCUUCCAAAAGGCCUUCUUUAGACUUAAUAGGCCUUCCACUCUGUAUUCGUUGCUCCUUGCUUUUUUGUAUGGAGUGGCACAAAUUGAAGGCCCUUUGCUUUCGCUACCUAUAGAAGGACUUCCAGAAGGGCUUUAGUGGAACACUGUAGAUCUGCAAUGUAAAAUUUUUAAAUUGCUAAAAUUACUUCACACUAGCUAAACAGGAGCCUUUUUGAAUAAAGUCUCAUGGUUUGUUAUGCUUGACGGUUAAAGAUCUGAGCCCAAAGCGUCUUAAUACUUUACUCAUUACCUAUCUCUCAAAGCCACGCAAAGCAAGUCAAUUGAAUGUGCGGCAACGACGAAAUUUCUACAAAUUAAAUCUCUCAAUCUAAGUACGUAGUAUGUAUUUCUAAAUCACAGUUUCUUACAGGCCAUCAUUGAACAUUUUUUGAAACUACAAAAAAGGGUCACAAACUUCGGGGUAAUGCUAGGCGGCAGUACGGAUCGUCUAUGCACACCGAGCACGUCAGCUGGCCCAUUUCGUAUAUUUGCCGUCACUGGUUUCCAAAAUCGGGCAAAUGAUAUUGUCUAUUGUCCACCGAUACGGCCGACGGGCAGCGAGAAUGCGGAGGAUUCCACGGCCGUUGUUUACUUUGGCGGUGACGUACAGGACUUUCCGGAGAGCAUGGAAACGAACAGAGACAGUCGCGGCUACAUGAAAUACAAUUUGGAGAACUCCGCUAUAUUACUACGCGAAGCUUUUCCGCGCGCACACAUCAUUGUCAUCCGGCCUGUAAGAAUGGAAUUUAAAACAUUCAGUUGCUUCGACAAUUUCGUACGUGGUAAUAACGCUGGUGUCCCUGAUCACACUCCUAUGAACCAUGCAUUGCAACAUUUGGAAAAACUUCUUCAAAAUCUUUCUCAACGGCUGAUCUCUAUACCCGAAAACGAGAUAAUGGAUCAGGCUGCACAGGCUGCCGCGGCCGCUGCAGCUGUGGCGGCUGCUGCUGCUUUGGUAUCCUCCACACUAUCCACGGCAUCUACUGACUCGUCCGCCUCCUCGUCAUCGUUGACUGAUAAUAACCAAGAUAUGGAUAUUGAUAUAUUGCAAGUGCAGGAGAAUGUGACUGUUGAUGCCGACGGUGCUGUUAUAUUUCCAAAUGUCGGCGGUACUGGUACUGGUGUUGUUAGUGGUGGUGGUAGCAGUAAUUCUAGUGGUGGAGGUGUUUCAUCAACAGUAAAUAAUGCCACAAACAGUAACAUGUCCCUGGCGACUACAACAUCACAAAGCGCACAGUCGGUCCCUUUGCAACCAACAACGCAGCAGACGCAAUCCAAUAAUACCCAGCAUUUCAAUAACAUUGGUGUUAAUAGCAACAGUAAUGAAUGCAUAACACAACAACAGCAACCGCGUCUAAAUAGCAAUCCUUUGUGGUGGCGAGAGAAUUUGAACUUGGAUAAAGCGAAACUUGUUUUAAUUGGGUUCAGCAAAGGCUGUGUGGUCCUCAAUCAAUUCAUAUACGAAUUCCAUUACUUGAAAACUCUUACACCCGAUGAUAGUACAAUGAUACGAUUGCUUUCACGCAUCAAAGACAUGUACUGGCUGGAUGGUGGUCAUGGUGGUCAAAAGAAUACAUGGAUAACGUCUCGAAGCCUUUUAGAAACUCUUACACGAAUGGGCAUGAAUAUUCAUGUGCAUCUGACGCCAUAUCAGGUACAAGACGAUCGCCGGCCGUGGAUACGAAAAGAAGAAAAGAUCUUUACGGAUAUGCUUCGACGUCUGGGCGCCCCGAUAACGCGGCACCUGCACUAUGACAGUCAAACGGCGAAUUUAAUGACACACUUUGAAGUUUUACAAGCUUUUUGUCAACACAUUCAUGCAUUAAACCAACAACAUCAAUUGCAAAUGCAACAACAGCAAACAACACAACCGCAACAAACAUCGGCUUUACAACCUCUGCAGCAAUCUUCUAGCAAUAUUCAGAUUAAUGAGCAAUUACAACAACAACAGCAGUUGCAACAAGCACAGCUUAACUCAAUUCGUUCAGAGUUGGCCAAGACAAGUGCUAGCGGACCGAAGUGACAUCACCGGCGUCGCAAUGUUGGCCGCUUACACUUGCGUAGGAUGGCUAUAGCGGAACCGACAGGCAGCGCUUUGGCAACGACAUCGAAAAAAGUUAUGCGCGUACAACCCCAGCCACAACAACAGUUAUUACAACAGCAACAGCAUCAAUCUGUAGUUGCUGCUCCGUCUAACUUUACUUUGCUCGAUAUAGCAACAACAUCAAUUGUAAAUAAUUAUACGCGACAUUUUCCAAAAAACACAACUACACCAGCUACAGUUACAAGUGCAGACGCAACAGCAGUGCAUAACCGCCAACAACGUCAAAAACCACCAAACCUGCAGAGGGGCCGAGCAAGGCCGAAUCAGCGCCAUCAUCAUCAUCACAGAGGUCAUCCAACUAAAAUUCACCAUUAUUCUCGAGCAAAAGGUAGGCUUCUACAACAUCAGCCUUGUCGUUGAAUUUUUGAGAGUGGCAUAAAAGCCUACAUAAUUGUGGUUAUGUGUAUAUAGCUUCCGAUGUCCAUUAAAUGUCCACACAUUUAUAUAUACAUAUUUAUACACGCAUCCAUCAAGAUAAAUCUGUUUAAAUCGUUGAAUAUUAUUAUGGUUUAAACUUUUUAUUUAAAUAAAAUGUGUUAGCAUAAGUUAUGCAAUUAGGUAUUUAGGUAUGCAAUUCAUAAUACAUAUAAAUUUCAAUUGAAAUUUUAUAAAUUUGCAUACUCUUAAACAAAACCCAUUUUAUACAUACAUAUAUAAAAAUUAAAGUUUAACAUUACUUAUUUAAAAUGUUAAGUUUAAUUUAAAUGGAAAAAUGUAUUAACCAUUUAAAUGCUGUACAAUUCUUUUUUCCACUGAAUUAAGUAAUCGGUUACUUAAUACCUUGCCGUGGAGAAAGAGGAUAUUGAACUAAAUAUGAGUUUUUUUCAUAUCAGGAUAAUUCUAAUUUAGUUAUUGCAAUCAAAGACAAUUUUUUUGCGGUAAAUUAAAGCAAUAAUUCUACAUAUUUUUAGCUGCUAAUUAUAUAUACUUCAUGUUCAAAUCCAUAUAUUUGAUAAUUUUGUAAAAAAAACAACUCAUAGUCGAAAAUAUUUUAUACGCAUAAAUCACCAUUAACCAGUGCAAUCCUCUUAGGCUUUUAUAUGCUUGUUUUAAUUUGCUUUUAUUUAUUUUUCUUUAACAUAAUUUGCUUUCAUAUAAAAUGAUUUAUUACGAAGAAUUUUGGUUUUUUUAUUCAAAAAAAGAAACGACGUGCAUAGGGGUUCACAGCUUCAGGGUUACUGAGGCUCUGCAGUUAUUUGUAAUCAGUUUGCAAAAAUAAAAUGCACUGUAGAAUACGUAUCAAUAACCAGUUACCUUAAUAGCCAGAGAGCUGUGAAUACUUACAAUAUUCCAGAGUCUUUUGGUUUAGAUUUCAUCAAAUCAAACUGAUUCAAUCUGCUAUUGCUCCCGUGGUCAACAACCAGAACUUACUGCAAAUUUCUAAUUUGCCAAAAUUAAGAAAAAGUAAUAAUUAAAUCCAAAGUAUGCACACAGUUCUUUUAAGGCACAGCUUUGGUGCUCACACGUGUUUGGCCGAGCAUCUCAUCCAAUUUGAGGUGUGUUUAUCUUGUCACACAAAUAAAGAAACCUGCAGUUUUACGCCAACACUUUUUCGCUUUUUCAUAGCACAAGUCCUGUCUGGGGUUGCCAUUGCCUGUUGAGCGACGACCGAUGUUAGAAAAAAACUAUUUUUUUAUGGAUAUUGCUCAGACUAAGAAUCGAACAGGUGUGGUAGUAGGCACCAGUUACCACUCGGCUAUGACGGCCACGAUGGUCCGAUAAUAAAUGAAAAAAUAUAUAUAUAUAUGUAUGUAUAUAUUUACAUAUAUAAAAAUAUCACAAUGUUGUUCGUUAUCGACAUCCAUUUCAGUCCCACGCCACUGGGACACA